AUGUCUGAUCCCUACAACCAAUACCCCAACCAGUACGGCGCUCCUGGCGGAUACGGAGCGCCGCCUCAGGGCUAUCCUCAGCAGAACAGCCCCUACCCUCAGCAGGGUGGCUAUCCGCCGCAGCAAUCGUACGGUCAGCCUGGCUACGACAACCAGCAGCAGCAGUCCUGGCAGCAGAACCAACAACAAGCCUACGGCUCGUACGGUCCUCCGUCGCACGGUGGCUUCCAGAACGGACAGCAGCCUCCUGCGCAGUACGGCCAGCCUCAAUACGGCCAACCUGGUGGUUACCAAGACCCGAACCGCAGCUAUGAGCAGCAAGGUCCCUCCCAGCAGUUUCCCCAACAGGGCGCUUAUAACCAGAACCCUUACCCCUCGGAUCCCAAUGCCCCUAACUACAACCAAUACGGUGCAUCCGACCCCGCACAUGCCGCCGAGGGUGAUCGUGGUAUGAUGGGAGCUCUGGCCGGUGGUGCCGCUGGUGCAUUUGGCGGCAAGAAGUUCGGAGACCACCCUAUCAUUGGUGGCCUUCUUGGUGCCUUCGUUGGGCACAAGGCCGAAGACAAGUGGAAAACGAGCCACAACAACAACAAUGGCCACGGAAGCGGCAAGUGGUAA
Lasiodiplodia theobromae is the source of this 618-nucleotide messenger RNA. RefSeq lists its product as uncharacterized. Bases 1 to 618 code for a protein of 205 amino acids. NCBI's taxonomy places the organism in Eukaryota, Fungi, Ascomycota, Dothideomycetes, Botryosphaeriales, Botryosphaeriaceae. The record is from RefSeq and is a predicted model, not a curated record. The transcript has 2 exons.